AUGGGCAUCCUGCCAGGGGGGACCACCCUGUACCCAGGGACUGAGUCAGGUUUGGCCCUGAGGCUGGUGAGCGGAGGGGACCAGUGUCAGGGCCGCGUGGAGGUCCUGUACCGUGGCUCCUGGGGCACCGUGUGUGACGACGACUGGGACACCAAUGACGCCCACGUGGUCUGCAGGCAGCUGGGCUGUGGCUGGGCCACGUUGGCCCCUGGAAGUGCCCGUUUUGGUCAAGGCUCAGGGCCAAUUCUCCUAGACAACCUUCGCUGCUCUGGCCAUGAGUCGCACUCGGAGGAUGCAGGCGUCAUCUGCUCAGCUGUACAAAGCACUCCUACUACCCCAGAUUGGUGGCGCCCAUCAACUAUAACUACUAAUAGACCCUCUUUGGGUUGUGGCGGCUUCUUAUUCAAUCCCAGUGGGGCAUUUUCUAGCCCAUUCUACCCUGGAUACUACCCCAACAAUGCCGAGUGUGUCUGGGAAAUAGAAGUGAACCCCGGCUACCGCAUCAAUCUGGGCUUCAGUCAUCUGCAGCUGGAGACGCAUAGAAAUUGCAGUUUUGAUUAUGUUGAAAUCUCUGAUGGAUCACUGAAUAGCAGUAACUUGCUGGGGAAAAUUUGUAAUGACACCAGGCAAAUAUUCACAUCUUCUUACAACCAAAUGACUGUUCGAUUUCGAAGUGAUGUCAGUGUCCAAAACACCGGCUUUUCUGCUUGGUAUAACUCCUUUCCUAGAGAUGCCGGCUUGAGAUUAGUCAAUUCAAACUUCUCCUAUAAUGCAUGUGCCGGGCGUGUGGAAAUUUACCACGGUGGCACGUGGGGGACCGUGUGUGACGAUUCCUGGGGCAUUCAGGUUGCCCAGGUGGUCUGCAGACAGCUGGAGUGUGGAUAUGCAGUAUCUGCCGUGGGAAAUGCCUAUUUUGGGCCCGGCUCUGGCCCCAUCACCCUGGACGAUGUAGUGUGCUCAGGAACUGAAUCUACUCUCUGGCAGUGCCGGAACCGAGGCUGGUUCUCCCAUAACUGUGCCCACAGUGAAGAUGCUGGAGUCAUUUGCUCAGGAAGCCAGCCAACAACGCAUGCUCCUGUUCACAAUGCCACUCGCCCAGACACAAAUUAUUCCUGCGGAGGCUUCCUGUCCCAGCCAUCCGGGUACUUUUCCAGCCCAUUCUAUCCAGGGAACUAUCCAAACAACGCCAGAUGUGUGUGGGACAUUGAAGUCCAAAGUAACUACCGUGUGACUGUUGUCUUCAGAGAUGUCCAGCUUGAAGGUGGCUGCAACUAUGACUAUAUUGAAGUGUUCGAUGGCCCCUCCCACAGUUCCCCUCUGAUUGCCCGCGUUUGUGAUGGAGCCAAGAGCUCCCUCAGUUCCUCAUCGAACUUCAUGUCCAUUCGCUUUGUUAGCGAUGGCAGCAUCACGAGGAGGGGUUUCCAGGCCAGCUACUACUCCAGCCCUUCUGAAGAUAACACCAAGCUGCUUUGUCUGCCAAACCACAUGCAAGCCAGUGUGAGCAAGAGCUACCUCCAAUCCUUGGGCUAUUCUGCCAAGGACCUUGUCAUUCCCAACUGGAAUGAAAGCUCCCAGUGUCAGCCCCAAAUAACGGCCAGCCAGGUGACGUUCACAAUUCCAUACACGGGCUGUGGCACCAUCAAGCAGGUAGAUAAUGAUACCAUCAUCUAUUCCAACUUCCUCAGAGUAGCUGUUCCAAGUGCCACCAUCAAGAGCAAGAAGGAUCUCCACAUUCACAUCUGCUGCAAAAUGCUCCAGAAUACCUGGGUUAACACCGUAUACAUUGCUAAUGACACCAUCGAGGUCAAUGAAGUGCAGUAUGGCAAUUUUGACGUGAACAUUUCCUUUUAUACAUCUUCUUCAUUUUUAUAUCCAGUGACCAGCAGCCCGUACUAUGUGGACCUGAACCAGAACUUGUACCUUCAGGCUGAGAUCAUCCAUUCUGACACCUCCUUGUCCUUGUUUGUGGAUACCUGUGUGGCGUCCCCAUAUUCCAAUGACUUUACAUCUCUGACUUACGAUCUAAUCCGGAGUGGGUGCGUGAAGGACAACACCUACCAGUCUUACCCUCAGCCGUCGCCUCGCAUCGCCCGCUUCAAAUUCAGUUCCUUCUACUUCCUGAGGCGCUUCCCCUCCGUGUACCUGCGGUGUAAGAUGGUGGUGUGCAGGGCUGACGACUACUUCUCCCGCUGCCGCAGAGGCUGCAUCCUGAGGUCCAAGAGGGACGUGGGCUCCUACCAGGAGAAGGUGGACGUCGUCCUGGGACCCGUUCAGCUGCAGGUCCCACGCACCGAGAAGUGGAGCCUGGCUAAGUGGCGGACCUCCCGCCCCUAGAUCCGUGACCUGCGGGGAGCCGGAUUGUUUCUGCUGGUGUUGCACUGCACCCCAGAGUGGGCACCCACCGCAUGCCAGGCCUGCUGUGCACCACGGGGCGAUACGGACUUAGCUAGAUCGCCUCUCGCCUUCUUCCAUGGGCUCCUGGUCUAUGGGGGACCACAUGUAGUGCUUGGUCAGGAGAGUUCUGAUCUGCGACACAGACACAGCUGACACCUUUGUCGUCUGGGUACUGAACUCCCCGCACCUCACACUCACUGACUGUGAAACAAAAAGGUUAAUACCUACCAGUUAGGACUGUUGAGGGGGUGCAAUAAAAUAAUGUUAG
Callorhinus ursinus (northern fur seal) is the source of this 2662-nucleotide messenger RNA. Lineage: Eukaryota; Metazoa; Chordata; Mammalia; Carnivora; Otariidae. The record is from RefSeq and is a predicted model, not a curated record.